UCCGGGAAGUUCGGGAGUUAUUUGACAGCCGCCGGCGGAGCCGCACGGGACGCGGAGGGCCGCAGGGUGCGGAGGGCGGCGGGUGGAGUCGGGCGCCCGCAGCGCGGGGACAGGACCGCGUGCCGCGCGCGUCACCAUGCUGCUCCCGCAGCUCUGCUGGCUGCCCCUGCUCGCCGGGCUGCUCCCGCCCGCGCCCGCGCAGAAGUUCUCGGCGCUCACGUUUUUGCGAGUGGAUCAAGACAAGGACAAGGACUGCCAGCUGGUGUGUGCGGGUUCCUCACAGAAGCCACUGUGCGCGUCUGACGGCCGGACCUUCCUGUCCCGCUGCGAGUUCCAGCGUGCCAAGUGCAAGGACCCUCAGCUGGAGAUCGCUUACCGGGGCAACUGCAGAGACGUGUCCAGGUGUGUGGCCGAGAGGAAGUACACCCAGGAGCAGGCCCGGAAGGAGCUGCAGCAGGUGUUUAUUCCGGAAUGCAACGAUGACGGCACCUACAGCCAGGUGCAGUGUCACAGCUACACGGGAUACUGCUGGUGCGUCACGCCCAACGGGAGGCCCGUCAGUGGCACGGCCGUGGCCCACAAGACGCCCCGGUGCCCCGGUUCCAUAAAUGAAAAGUUACCCCAACGGGAAGGCACAGGAAAAACAGUCUCCUUGCAAAUCUUUUCCGUUCUGAAUUCAGAUGAUGCCUCGGCCCCAGCGCUGGAGACUCAGCCUCAAGGAGACGAAGAAGAUAUCGCGUCCCGUUACCCCACGCUUUGGACGGAGCAAGUUAAAAGUCGGCAGAACAAAACCAAUAAGAAUUCAGUGUCCUCCUGCGACCAGGAGCAGCAGUCGGCCCUGGAAGAGGCCAGGCAGCCCAAGAACGACAACGUGGUGAUUCCGGAGUGCGCCCACGGCGGGCUCUACAAGCCGGUGCAGUGCCACCCGUCCACCGGCUACUGCUGGUGCGUCCUCGUGGACACCGGACGCCCCAUCCCCGGCACGUCCACCAGGUACGAGCAGCCAAAAUGUGACAACACAGCCCGGGCUCACCCGACCCGAACAAGGGACUUGUACAAGGACCGUCCCCUGCAAGGUUGUCCGGGUGCCAAAAAGAAUGAGUUUCUGACGAGCAUUCUGGACGCGCUGUCCACGGACAUGGUGCACGCCGUGUCCGACCCCUCCUCCGGCAGGCUUUCAGAACCCGACCCCAGCCACACGCUAGAGGAGAGAGUGGUCCACUGGUAUUUCAAACUACUUGAUAAGAACUCCAGUGGGGACAUUGGCAAAAAGGAGAUCAAGCCCUUCAAGAGGUUCCUUCGGAAAAAAUCAAAACCCAAGAAAUGCGUGAAGAAGUUUGUCGAAUACUGCGACGUGAAUAAUGACAAGUCCAUCUCGGUGCCGGAGCUGAUGGGCUGCCUGGGGGUGACGAAAGAAGAAGGUAAAGCCAGUGCCAGGAAGCGCCCCACCCCCAGAGUUAAUGCUGAAAGCACUUCUAAUAAACAGCCAAGAAAGCAAGGGUAGCGGCUCACACAUCCAAGGCGGUUCCUGGACACGUGGGAGACUCCCUCACCAAAAAGCAAUUAAAAAAACCCCCAAACACAUAGUAUUUGCACUUUGUACUUUCAAUGUAAAUUCACUUUGUAGAAAUGAGAUAUUUAAACAGACGGCUUUAAUCUGUGAAAUGGAAGGGCUGGCUUCAGAAAACUAAUCACAUACAAUGUAUGUGCCCUCUUUGGACCUUGGAAAUCUGCACUUGGUAGAUGUAUUUCGAGUGGCUUUAGGCUUAAUUUCUUUAUCCCGCACAUGCUGACCUAGUAGAGCUCUUAGCCGCGGCCCCGACCCCCUGCCCUCCCCCCACCCCUCCCCGCCCUGGGCAGCCGCCCCCCACAGGCCACGCCGGCGUCCUCUGAGGUCCGCUGUGCCCGCGGCUCUUCGAAUCUGCGUCGGCAGCUUCCGCAGAAGUUUGCAGUCCUCUGCCGUCCUCAUCGUGCCCUUAACGAGCGCAUGGGUUUAUCUGCUUCUUGGGACUCUGUGUUGGUUGUUUGUCUUGGGACUCUGUGUUGGAGAGGUUGUGCUCUCCAGAGAUGGCGUUCUCCCGAUGAGCCAAGCGGGCACCGCGGCGAUGCGCUGAGUCUGGGCAGUGCCCGUAGGAAGGGCUGCUUCCAGCCUGGCUUUGGGGGCUGCUUUUCCUUCUCGAGCUUCGGUUUGCGCGUUGCCUUGGGCUCACAGUAACCACGCAGUAAAAUACUAGGGAUCGCCCCUGCCGUCCCGAGGCAGCCAGGAGAGGCCCGGCGUCCAGAGAAGCGGGUUUAGUCCCGCGCCCCGGCCAGCGCCGAGUGCCCCGCUUCUGUCCUGGCACGUGGCCGCUGCCCACCGUGCCCCGGCCGGCUCUGGGCAUCCUGGGAGGUGACCGGGCACCUGAACGACUCGGGAGCACCCUCCAUAGAGACGGCUCAGCCGGCGUCCGCCGUAGCCGGGAUGCCGGUCUCGGCCGGUCCCCUGCUCCCGCCUCGUCCUUCUCUGUGGCCUCAAGGGCACAAGGACGUGCCCGUAGGGGAUCCACCCGAGUGGCCCUUGUGAGAGCAGGUCAGGAGCUGAAUGCCCACGCUGUGAGCAGCGGGGCCGGCCUGCGGUGCGACCGCGGGCACCCAGAGCUGGGCCCCGACACUGCACGCGUCCGCUGGCUCGACCGAGCCGUUUGGAGGACGGGCCGACAGCUGUGGGAGCCGGGUUGUGAUCCUGUUUCGGCUCCAGCUUUCGGUUGGAAAAAUAAUCUUCAUGGCCCCAAGUUCCCCCAACGCACGUCAUGUAAGACGAUCUCUGUGCAUGUGCAUGAAGAUAUUUUAUGAGGCUUCUUACUUAUUUAAACUGUACGAAAGUAAAAACCGAAACUUUGGAGCCACAAAACCAGCUUCGGUGUCUGUCACGUUGUUUAAGAAACAGUUAGGAUCCUAAAUUUAUUGGAUAAUCUUUUAUAUUUCUGAACUUUGGAUUUAAUCAUUUUUCGUAGAUUCAAAUAAAACAUGCUUUCAA
Molecule: messenger RNA, 3016 nt
Organism: Panthera uncia (snow leopard)
Lineage: Eukaryota; Metazoa; Chordata; Mammalia; Carnivora; Felidae
Gene: SMOC2
Product: SPARC related modular calcium binding 2
Exons: 13
Coding region: 137-1504 (455 amino acids)
Biological process (GO): extracellular matrix organization
Cellular component (GO): basement membrane
Molecular function (GO): extracellular matrix binding; heparin binding; protein binding
Source: RefSeq, a predicted model, not a curated record